AACAAUGCUCCCUUAGUUUACCUGAAACUCAAACACAAGCGCACACACAAAGCCACAAAUUGCUUGAGUCCACAAAUUUACUAGUUAAACUUGAACGGAAAUCGUUGAUACACUGGUACAGUGAUCCCUCCGAAACCAAAAGAUGCGCUUGGUUGCCUACUCCGAAUUCUAUGCCAACCAUCAGAGCAGCCGUAAAGCCAAGAUGCAGGCCCGAAAGGUGGCCAGCGAUUUGCUAACCGAUAAGUUGGUGCGGGAAAAGUUGCCACGUAACAGAGCUCCAACUUACUCGGAGUUCCGGCAGAUAAUGCGAUCCGCCGGUAAACGCACGAUGGCUGAUAGUAACUUGCUUACCUUCCGGAGCAUGGUGGAGCUGCGAAAGGCACAGAUCGAACGUGGUCGCCUUAAGAGUAUUAAGUCUAGCGUCGACUCUCGGUUAAACCGAGAUCCGACCUUCUUCAAUCGCAGCAAGCUGGUCGACGAGCUCAACCACAAGCAGAACCUCUUCCGGAAGAAUCUCCAGCUUCUUGGUAAGCUAACUGAGAUCAAUAGGGUGAAGUACACUGUGGACUGCUUCAACCGCAAGUAUCCCGCCCUGCAGCCGAAUCGGAUCAGGAUCCGUGACCUGACCGAGCGUCUUAAUCAGGAGAACCGGCAACUGGGCUGUCGUCUCUCAGCGGUCAAGUCCAAGGUGGACUCCCAGAAUCCGCUUGCUGGGCCACCCAAGCCCCUUGAGCAGAAGGCCUCCGACGAGACGGUGUCCGAAUUCAUACCCUAUAUGCCAUCACCUCGCCUGGGCAAGCGCAGUGCCCACGUCCUCCUCCGGCCCAUCGUGUACUUUGAUCUGGCGGUGCUAGAAAACAGCCAAAUCCUGGGUCGCCUGCUCCUCCAGCUCUACACAGAGAUCAGUCCGGAGGUGGUCCUGGAGUUUGUUCGCAUGGCCACGCACAAUGACGUUCAGAGCCAUCGCUUUGUCCGUAUCUUCUCCAACCUUUGGAUGGAGGGGGAACUGAUGCUGGAGAACAGAGGCACCUUAAGCGAACAUCACAGUGUAAAGCGAUCGUUCCUCGAUCCCGGCAAGCUGACCGGACUGCUCUCGUAUUCGUGGGACUAUCGCCGCAACUUCCCACAGGGACUCCUCAGCUACACCAUCAGCUUCAAGCCCCUUUCGGUGGAUCCGCUGCAGCGGGUCAUCUUUGGCCAGGUGCGCAGUGGUCUCCGUGUCCUGCAGAGCUGCCCGCAAUUUGGUACCAGAAAUGGCAAGACCAAGAAGACAGUGAUUGUGGCCCGGUGUGGCCUGCUCUAAUGGGACAGACAACAUAUCGUAGGGCCAGGGCUCAUUAUGCCUCUGCAUUAACAUAAGUCUAGAAAAAAUCGUAACAUACUUUUGCGGUCCAAUGCACCAGAAAGUUCACUCUACCCCAGAAACAAAAAAUGCAAAUAAAAUUAUAAAGUAAGCGGCAUGUAGGCACUGAGAGAAAAUGUA
Molecule: messenger RNA, 1483 nt
Organism: Drosophila kikkawai
Lineage: Eukaryota; Metazoa; Arthropoda; Insecta; Diptera; Drosophilidae
Biological process (GO): protein peptidyl-prolyl isomerization
Molecular function (GO): peptidyl-prolyl cis-trans isomerase activity
Source: RefSeq, a predicted model, not a curated record